Messenger RNA from Peronospora farinosa, 402 nucleotides. NCBI's taxonomy places the organism in Eukaryota, Oomycota, Peronosporomycetes, Peronosporales, Peronosporaceae. The record is from the annotation of a GenBank genome assembly.
AUGAGUAUUUCACUGGAGGAGGUCAUCCCGUUUGUGUGCGAUGCCGUAGCCAAUGCUCAGAUCAUUGACUUGCAUACGCACAUGUCUCUAAGGGAUCAUGGCGUGGCGCAACAAAGAGCUGUUUACUUCCCUCUACCUCGUGGCCGAAUCGACCGCUCGCCGGCGUUGGAUGCUUGUCGUGGUGUGCUGACGACGGCCACUUACUGGCCCGAACAACCUCGUGUCGAAGCGUCACCUUCCUUCUAUACGAGGAUGGCUCAAGCGUUAAGACGUCAAACGUGGAGAAGUGUACCGACUAAUGGGUCAUCAGUACUAGAUGAUGACCAACGUUCUGUUUCCAAGUUGGAGGAGGCUCGCCUUUUGCUGGGCGACACGACCACCACGACACCUCUGCGUGCGUGA